AUGCGAGUUGGCUUUAUUCUCCAGGUGCAGGUCAUUGUGGCCCUUGGCGCCCUAACGUCAGUCCAUUCAAAAUUGGAGUUAACGAACAUUAAAUGCAUUUCCCACGACCCCGACUUCGCAGGGUUCGAGUACUGCCUUCUGAAGUCGAUCAACAGGAGCUACAAAUACUUGUCACUGAAAGUGAAACUCUUUAAAGUUCCCAUCACCGAUAUCAAAGUGAACUUAGCCUUGGCCAAGAAGUCAAGUGGCUAUAAUCCUUUUCUCUACAACAUCACCGUGGAUGCCUGCAGAUUCUUAAAGUACCCGAAAUCAAACCCCGUCAUCGGGUAUAUGUACGACUUCUUCAGAGCCCAUUCCAAUAUGAAUCAUACUUGCCCUUACGAUCACGAUCUUUUGGUGGACAAGGUCACUACCAAUUUUAUCAAUAAACAUGUGACGGAGGUCCUACCAUUUCCUGAAGGCGAAUUCCGCUUCAGAUCCCACUGGAUAGCCUAUGGCAUUCUUCGAGCAACUGCAUCGGUUUAUGCCACAUUAUCCUGA
Molecule: messenger RNA, 540 nt
Organism: Drosophila eugracilis
Lineage: Eukaryota; Metazoa; Arthropoda; Insecta; Diptera; Drosophilidae
Exons: 4
Coding region: 1-540 (179 amino acids)
Source: RefSeq, a predicted model, not a curated record